Molecule: messenger RNA, 3514 nt
Organism: Oncorhynchus kisutch (coho salmon)
Lineage: Eukaryota; Metazoa; Chordata; Actinopteri; Salmoniformes; Salmonidae
Product: serine-rich 25 kDa antigen protein-like
Exons: 10
Coding region: 135-917 (260 amino acids)
Source: RefSeq, a predicted model, not a curated record
ACCCGGAAGUAACAUAGGAAUGUUGUGUGGAAGUGGGUGGGGACAGAAGCUUGAUUUUUUGGAAAUGAAAGUGUAAGUCAACACGAGUAAUUGUCUGUUUCAAUCAGAGUAGCUACAAAUAUAUCGCCGACAGUAUGGCCGCACUGCGCAAUAAAUCUGACCAAGAAAUCAAGGACCUGCUGGAUGAGUAUGGAAUUAAGCAUGGUCCUGUCGUUGACACUACAAGACCACUGUAUGAGAAGAAGCUGAAAGACGCCAUGGCCAAAGCCAAGGUCACUGUGACAAAACCAUCCCCAGACAGAACCUUCUACAGAGAGGACCAGGAAGAAGUCACCUAUGUCACCUACCAGACACCAGUUAGAAGUGAGGGUCCUUCUGGAGAUGGGAAACCCUACAUGAGGUCAAGACCAGAGUACAGCGAGAGGGACCGGGUGGAUGAUAAACCCUAUUCAAGACCAGAGUACAGUGAGAGGGACCGGGUGGAUGAUAAAAACUACAUGAGAUCAAGACCAGAGUACAGUGAGAGGGACCGGGUGGAUGAUAAACCCUAUUCAAGACCAGAGUACAGUGAGAGGGACCGGGUGGAUGAUAAACCCUAUUCAAGACCAGAGUACAGUGAGAGGGAUCGGGUGGAUGAUAAACUCUAUUCGAGAUCAAGACCAGAGUACAGCAGCGGAAGACCGUACAUUGAUGAGCCCCAUGUCUACAACACACCAUCGUCAUCAUCCUACUCCAAACCAACGCCUGUGGUGAAGUCUGGAGGUGGCGUUGUGAAGAAGGAAAACACAACGAGUUCUGGGAGACUGAUCCCUCUCUGGGUCCAGUUCCUGGUCUUCCUGAUCCUAGCCGGGUUCCUCUACUUCAUAUUCACUAACAUGGAGUCUGCAGAGAGUAGCCCCUUUAACAGAAUCCAAUGAUCAAAAAUGUACAAAUAAAUGUCAAUCUGGGAUAUGUUCUUUUUCGGCACGAAACGGUCCAAAAUGGGGAAGUACUAUUUGUUCUUGAGCUAUAAGAAUCACUCGUUUUCUGAUGGACAAUGUUUUUAAAAAAUGUUUCAUUACGUGUGUCCUAAUGAAUAUGACCCAGUUUUCAUAUUUAAAUAUAUAAUGGCACUUCCUAUGCCUGUUCUUUUUCUUGUAACUCUUUUUGCAUGUUCUUCAAGGUGACUUUGGGUUCUGGGAACUUUACUAUUGGUGAAAGGAAAGCAGUACCAUUUCCUCCUGUCUCAACUCCUAAUGACUAGAUGGUGAUGUAUAGUGUUCUGUUUAUCAGAACUACCUUGGGGUGCUUCUACUGUGGGGUAACAGUACUAUCUUCACAAAUGUAGAGAGCCCCGCGGCCCACAGUAAAUGUAGAGAGCCCGCGGCCCACAGUAAAUGUAGAGAGCCCGCGGCCCACAGUAAAUGUAGAGAGCCCGCGGCCCACAGUAAAUGUAGAGAGCCCGCGGCCCACAGUAAAUGUAGAGAGCCCGCGGCCCGCAGUAAAUGUAGAGAGCCCGCGGCCCGCAGUAAAUGUAGAGAGCCCGCGGCCCACAGUAAAUGUAGAGAGCCCGCGGCUAACAGUAAAUGUAGAGAGCCCACGGCUAACAGUAAAUGUAGAGAGCCCGCGGCUAACAGUAAAUGUAGAGAGCCCGCGGCCCACAGUAAAUGUAGAGAGCCCGCGGCCCACAGUAAAUGUAGAGAGCCCCGCGGCCCACAGUAAAUGUAGAGAGCCCGCGGCCCACAGUAAAUGUAGAGAGCCCGCGGCCCACAGUAAAUGUAGAGAGCCCGCGGCCCACAGUAAAUGUAGAGAGCCCGCGGCCCACAGUAAAUGUAGAGAGCCCGCGGCCCACAGUAAAUGUAGAGAGCCCGCGGCCCACAGUAAAUGUAGAGAGCCCGCGGCCCACAGUAAAUGUAGAGAUCCCGCGGCUAACAGUAAAUGUAGAGAGCCCGCGGCUAACAGUAAAUGUAGAGAGCCCGCGGCCCACAGUAAAUGUAGAGAGCCCACGGCUAACAGUAAAUGUAGAGAGCCCGCGGCUAACAGUAAAUGUAGAAAGCCCGCGGCCCACAGUAAAUGUAGAGAGCCCACGGCUAACAGUAAAUGUAGAGAGCCCACGGCUAACAGUAAAUGUAGAGAGCCCGCGGCCCACAGUAAAUGUAGAGAGCCCACGGCUAACAGUAAAUGUAGAGAGCCCGCGGCCCACAGUAAAUGUAGAGAGCCCACGGCUAACAGUAAAUGUAGAGAGCCCGCGGCCCACAGUAAAUGUAGAGAGCCCACGGCUAACAGUAAAUGUAGAGAGCCCGCGGCCCACAGUAAAUGUAGAGAGCCCGCGGCUAACAGUAAAUGUAGAGAGCCCACGGCUAACAGUAAAUGUAGAGAGCCCGCGGCAGUACUGUAGCUUGAAAUGGGCACGGGGUCUAAUUGACUCAACAACCAAAAACACAUCUAAGUUUAACUGGAACAUCUCUAGUUAUUUCUGGAAGUUAGCUGGCUAACUCAUGGAUCCUGCAUUGUAGUACCGGUAUACCCCUCAGGAGAACCCCGGCCCACCUGGCGCUAAAGUUCAAAAUGACGUUACACAACUCUAAAUGACGUUGCACAACUCUAAAUGACGUUACAAAACUCUAAAUGACGUUACAAAACUCUAAAUGACGUUACACAAUUCUAAAUGACGUUACACAAUUCUAAAUGACGUUACACAAUUCUAAAUGACGUUACACAACUGUACACAAUUCUAAAUGACGUUUAAGUUCUAAAUGACGUUACACAACUGUACACAAUUCUAAAUGACGUUACACAACUGUACACAAUUCUAAAUGACGUUUAAGUUCUAAAUGACGUUACACAACUGUACACAAUUCUAAAUGACGUUUAAGUUCUAAAUGAUGUUACACAAUUCUAAAUGACAUUAAAGUUGUAAACAGAUCCAUUUAAUUGUGGGGGACAAUACAGUUCUAAAUGACGUUACACAAUUCUAAAUGACAUUAAAGUUGUAAACAGAUCCAUUUAAUUGUGGGGGACAAUACAGUUCUAAAUGACGUUACACAAUUCUAAAUGACAUUAAAGUUGUAAACAGAUCCAUUUAAUUGUGGGGGACAAUACAGUUCUAAAUGAAGUACCGUAGCAUUUUGAACUGUUAAUGAUUUCUAUCCAUACAUUUCUAGAACUGUAAUUGCUGUGGUCGGUGUAUCGUCAUUUGAAAUGUAAUGUGAGUUGUGGUUUUGUUAGAUGUACUCAUGCCAGCGGUUGUUUUUAGUUUUCUACACGUGCAGUAUCAUUUUGUAACAAAGUAACCUUUUAAAGUUUUCAGACACUUGUCUGUUUUAUCAGAGGAGAUCACUUUGGUCACACAAGAAUGUUUAUAAGCACAGGCUGUGUCCUACAUAGGCAAUAGGAUGCCAUUUAGGACAGGACCCAGUUCACAAAUGAAAAUACCUUCAGCAGGACAGCAACUGUUCAGAUAUACUAUUUUGUAUCCAGCCAUUGAGUCAUUCAUAGGAUUCUCCAACUUUUAAAAUAAAUGUUUUUAUAUCAA